GAUUUUAAAAGCAGAUUGCACGCUGUGACAACAACAAAAAAACGAGAAAAAUAUCAUCAUAAUGGGCGCAGGUGAAAAGAAUUGGUUAACUCUGCGCGUCGGUGAGGCAGGAUCCACUGGCUGCCCAGAGAAUGAAGUCAAGCCAGUCCAACAUUCAGUCUUACUGGACCAACGCUAUAGUCAGGUCGAGAAUGGGAGCACUGGGAAAGACUGUCCAAGUAAUAUCAUCUCGACAGAAGACAUAAAUCGAGGUAUUCCGUCAAACAGCACAGUGCCCAUAUCCCCGAGGAUGCAAGAGUUGCUGGAAGGCUUGAACGAGCCCGGCGACUGUGGCAACCCCAUAGAGCCUCCUUCCUGGUUGGACAGACAGCUCUUCAAUCGAGGGAGGGACUUCUACUACCGUUAUUUAUUCUGCAUGAGUUUCUCCGAAGUGCUGGCUCUCGUAUUCAUGUUCAGCAUGAUGCGAGCGCUUCGACCCCUCAUGUACACCGGCCGCUCGGACUCCCCGCGCAAGGCUCUGCGGCGAUACUUCUCAACCUUCCAGCACGUGACUGCCUGGCACGAGGGGGACGUCUGGGACGCCACCGACCGCGCCCACAAGGACCUGCUGUCGGUGCGAGCCAUACACAACAGGCUGUCUGGCGUCUUCAACUCUUCAGCGGAGCACGACAAAGUGUGGAACACAAGCAUCCACGACAAGGGCCACCAAGAGCCUGCCUGCCCCUUCUACCACACCAUCCGCGAGGACCUCAAGGACCAGACCGGGGAAGGCCUCUCGCUCGAGGGGCCAGACAACCCCCCCUUCUUCAUCAGCCAGUGGGACAUGAGUCUGACGCAGUACCAGUUCAUGGGCUUGGUGGUGGCCCACCCGCACAAGAUGGGUGCCGGAGCAGCCACGGACGAGGAUCUGGAGGGCCUCGUCCACUUCUGGCGAGGACUGGGCUGGCUUCUCGGCAUAGACGACAAAUACAACUUCUGCCGAGGCUCCUUGGCCGAAGUGCGCUCACUGUGCCUGGAGGUUGAGAGGCUGGUUGGCAUCCCGGCGCUGGCGAAGGUGGACUGGAAUUACGAGCACAUGACCCUCUCCCUCGUCACGGGGUUGAGCCACCUCAUGCACACACUCUCGUUCGAAUCUGGCUUUCGUUACGUGGCAUAUGUCCUCGAUCUCGACAUACCCAACUUCGUCAGCCGAAUGUCCUUCAUUAGCAAUGUCAAGUACUGGCUUAUGCGAUUUGGCAUUGGUCUCCUGUAUUACUUCCCCGGACUAGUCUUUCGCUUUAGUGAUAUGCUGCGGAAAGUGACAGAAGACUUCAAGAAACGUCUCUCAACGAAAGGGUAAACAACGAAAGUGAUAACAAAGCAGGAAAUCUUUACCCAGUAAGGACACCCGACAAUUAUUGAUAUUAUUGAUAAUUUCCAAGCCCCUGAGACUAAAAGCGGUGGCUAAGGAACUGAUCUCAGAAUGAGCACUUGCGGUGGGAUAUUUUGGCAUAGUAUAAAUGGUUGCUUUCAUUUCAUCUUUUGGAUUCUGCUAUUGUAGGUUUGAAUCCAGUGAAAUUAAGCUUUAAAUUUGUUUAGAACUGGCCAUGUCUGUCUUUAUUUACCAGUAGACAAAAGCAAAGAAAACAUAGCGAAUGGUAAUCAUAUGGAAGUGCCAGCCAUGUGACAGAAAAUAAUUUUGUUUCUUAGUAGAUGCCACUUAUCUUGGCAACUCCCAAGAAUACUAUAAAAGAUACACCCCUGCCCUUUACAUGCAUCUAAAGCCAUAUAUUUUUUAGUCAAAAUGUUCACAAUUAAUUUUUCAUUCACCAUUUUUAUGUAGGCUUACACUCUACUUAUGAGACACUUGUCUUGAAAAAUAUUACAAAGUGUACUGUACACUUCAUUUUAAUGUUAAGAACAAUUAACAUUACAUUAUGUGAAUACAUUAAAUGGAUCAUUAAGUCUCAACAUAAAACCUGGUUAUUUUAAAU
Penaeus indicus is the source of this 1973-nucleotide messenger RNA. RefSeq lists its product as uncharacterized. The record is from RefSeq and is a predicted model, not a curated record. The transcript is spliced from 2 exons. NCBI's taxonomy places the organism in Eukaryota, Metazoa, Arthropoda, Malacostraca, Decapoda, Penaeidae. Bases 62 to 1339 code for a protein of 425 amino acids.